Dermatophagoides farinae (American house dust mite) is the source of this 1474-nucleotide messenger RNA. RefSeq lists its product as uncharacterized. NCBI's taxonomy places the organism in Eukaryota, Metazoa, Arthropoda, Arachnida, Sarcoptiformes, Pyroglyphidae. The record is from RefSeq and is a predicted model, not a curated record.
AUCAUCAUUUCAAUAUUGACUAAAAUGAAUUCAUUCAAUAAAGGUUUUGAAUUGUUUUCAUUUGAAUUUUCUUUACCACGUGCAUCUUGUAUUGCAUGUCCUAAUUGUGGUUAUCAGAUUUAUAGUACCAUUCUUCAUAAAGUUAGCAUCUCUAAAACAUUCGUGUUGUUUUGUUGUGGAUCAUUUGUUUAUUGGAAUUAUUUAAAAGAAGAUCCAUAUUCAUUGAUCUCAUUAUUGUCAUCGGCAAAAGAUUUAAUACAAAAUGGUAUUACAAGUUUAUUCUGGUCAUCAUCAUCAUCAUCAUCAGCAGCAGAAGCAGCAUCAGCAUCGACUAGUCCAUUAUUGGAUGGAACAUUUACCAUUGAUCAAUCAAAUACAACCAAUGUUUUGAAUCAAUAUUAUCAAUGUUCAUCAAAUUCUGUUCGUAAUCAAGUUAUAUUUAAUAAUCAGAAUAAUAAUAAUGAAGAAGAACAGGAAUCAUUAUCACCACAAAAUUCAAAUGAUUUUUCAUCAUUAAAUCUUUCACCACUAAAUUCAAUCGGUACCGGUACUGUGGCUAAAUUGGAUGGAAUGUUAAAUGAAGUACAAGAGAUUAAAAUGUAUGUAAAUGAUUCAUGUAAUGAAAUUGGAUGGUUUACCGGUAGUAGUGGUCAAUUACGGAAGAAUCAACAAUCGGCUGAAUUUUUCAAUACAUUACAUCGUCGUGUUUCGGAUGGUGAAAUAACCACUAGUCUUCCAAGUUUAGAAUGGGAUCUUAGUGAUAUUAAUUUUGAAAACACUACUGAUAAUGAUUCAUUCGAUGGUCAUAGUAAUUUAGAUUUUUAUGAUGAACAAAACAACCGAUUGGAGCAACAACAACAACAACAAAAUUCUGCCAUACAUGAUCAUCAUCAUCAUCAUCAUCAUGAUCAUGAUGAUUAUACUAUCGACGGUGAAACACUUUCACGUAUUAUAUUCAAUAAAAAUUUUGAAUUUAAAGAUGAAAAAUUUUUCCGUAUGAAAAAACAAUAUGUUAAUCUUAAACAACGAUUAAAAUUCAUGUCCAAAUCACAACAAGCUCAACAGCAACAACAACAACAACAUCAUCAUCGGAAUAAUUUUCUUCGCCACCAUCACCAUCACCAUCAUCAUAACCAUAAUAAUAAUAAUCUAAAUUCCUACAAUUAUCGUAGUCAACGUGAUUCAGCUUUUUUCGAUGAAGAUAUGUAAAAAUCACAUAAAUGUAACACACACGCACCCAUAUAGUAUUACUAUAUUAUGCCAAUGAAUUCUGAUUAAUUUUUUUUUCUCUUUACACACACACACAACUCACCAUGUAAUUAAGUGCCUGUUUAAAAAACGAAAAUUAGAAUUCGAGAAUUGUUCAACAAAAAAAAAAACAAACUACAUUUGCACAGAAAUUGAUAAUUAUUCCCAUUUUUUCGGUUAUCAUUGUCCAAUGAUGACAAUGGAACCAGAGAAAUAGUGGUAAAAA